Cynara cardunculus var. scolymus (artichoke) is the source of this 1670-nucleotide messenger RNA. RefSeq lists its product as uncharacterized. Gene Ontology annotation, molecular function: protein binding. The coding region runs from base 1 to 1647 and encodes 548 amino acids. The record is from RefSeq and is a predicted model, not a curated record. The transcript has a single exon. NCBI's taxonomy places the organism in Eukaryota, Viridiplantae, Streptophyta, Magnoliopsida, Asterales, Asteraceae.
AUGAAAGAAGCAGAGCAACAAUCAAACACAGAAGAAGACGAGAAGAUGCAACAUCUCAGAUUGAAAGCCAAUGAGUUUCUCCUUAGAGAAGAAUGGGAACAAUCAAUUCAAACCUAUUCCCACUUCAUCUCUCUCUGCCAAACCCGCAUUUCAAAUCCCCAAAUACGACCCGACCCCAAGCUCCAAAAAUCCCUCUGUUUAGCCUUCUCCAACAGAGCCGAAGCAAGGUCAAAAACCCGUGAUUUCGAUCGAGCUCUCCAAGAUUGUGAUGAAGCAUUGCAGAUUGAAAACACCCAUUUCAAAACCCUCAUGUGUAAAGGUAAGAUCUUGCUCGGUCUUGAUCGAUACGGUAUGGCUUUAAACUGUUUCAAGAUUGCAGAUCUUGGUCAUCCCAGUAAUGCAGACUCUGAAACCCUAAAUGGGUAUUUGGAAAAAUGCAAAAAGCUGGAGUUUUUAUCAAGAUCUGGAGGUUUUGAUUUCUCUAAUUGGAUUUCGAAUGGGUUUAAGGGGAAGUUUCCUGAGUUAGCAGAGUAUAUUGGUGCUGUAGAAAUCAAGAAAUCUGAGAUUAGUGGCAGAGGUUUGGUUGCAACAAAGAACAUUGAUGCUGGUUCUUUGUUGUUGGUAACUAAAGCUAUUGCAACCGAAAGAGGCAUAUUGCCCGAAUCGAAGAUGGAAAAUGUGGGUGAAAAUGCUCAAAUGGUGAUGUGGAAGAAUUUUGUUGACAAAGUUGUUGAAUCAACCUCAAAUUGCAAAAGAACACAUUGUUUGCUUUCAAAGUUGUCGGCUGGCGAAAAUGAAGAAGCUCUCGAGGUUCCUGAUAUAAGUACUUUUAGGCCUGAAUUAGAGCAAGAUUAUAGCUUUUCGAAUGAAAAGAUCGAAAUGGGAGUUAUGUUAAGCAUAUUGGAUGUGAAUUCACUUGUUGAAGAAACAUUUUCAAGUAAAUUUUCAGGUAAAAAUGAUGAUCAUCAUGGUGUUGGGAUAUGGGUUUUAGCUUCUUUCAUCAACCAUUCUUGUAAUCCUAAUGUCAAAAGAUUCCACAUUGGUGAUCAUGUCGUUGUUCAUGCUUCUAGGGAUAUAAAAGAAGGUGAAGAGAUCACAAUGGGCUAUUUCGAUGUGUUUUUUCCCUUGAAAAACCGCAAAGAAAUGGCAAAGAAUUGGGGGUUUGAUUGCCAUUGCAAGAGGUGCAAAUUUGAGGAUGUGAUUUCGGUAAAACAAGAAAUGGGGGAGAUUGAAAUGGGGUACGAAAGAGGGGUUGAUGUUGGUUCUAUGGUGUAUAAGUUAGAGGAGAGUAUGAGAAGGUGGAUGGUAAGAGGUAGAAUGAAGGGUUAUUUGAGAGCUUCAUUUUGGAAGGUUUAUUCGGAACUUUUUGUUUCAGAGAAGUUGAUGAUGAAGUGGGGAAGGAAGGUUCCGACAAUGGAGAUAGUGGUGGAGAGCGUGGUUGAGGCCGUUGGCGGUGAUGAGAGGGUUUUAAGGGUGGUUGUUGAAGGGAUGAAGAGGAAUGGUGGUGGUGGUGGUGGUGGUGGUGGUGGUGGUGGAGUGGUGGAGAUGGAGAAGGCAAUGAAGUUAGGAAGGGGAGUUUAUGGGAAGGUAAUGAAGAAGCAAGCCAUGAGAAAUCUACUCUCUUUGACCAAAUUGGGGAUGAUCUAAUGACAAAUUUUAGGGUUUAGAGU